CUGCUUGGAUACUUGUCUUGUACCGAACGAAUGGUAGACAUUGCGAUAGAACAUGGCUUCAUAUUAUACUGAUAUUUUGUUGGUGUCGCUAUUGAUGUCAUCUGCUUUGACAGAGGAGACCAUAUGCGCUAAAUACACAUUCCAGGACAAACUUGUAGAUGCCGUUUUCGAGCUUCAGCACCAGGUGGACAUUCUGAAGAGAGAACUUAAGAAUGUCCAGAAUCAACUAAAUAACUAUCAGCUGAGCAGGGACAUGGCAACUGCUUCCAUGGAAACACAACUGACCGCUGAGGAUAAGCGCAUUGAGGAGAAAUUGACAACGCUUACCAACGGACUGCCUGGCCGCAUUACCUCGGUGAUGACUGGUUUAUCGACUCCUGGUGGAUCAAUUUACACCCGAUGGGGAAGAUCGACGUGUAACGCUAAUAGGACACAAACCGUGUAUUCGGGUUACGCGGCAGGCAGUCAUUACGGGAACCAAGGAGCUGCCGCGAACUACCUUUGCCUCACCAAGGAGCCACUAUGGAGAAAAUUUGAAGACACCAAACAGAGCGGAGCGCCGGUUUUCGGGGCUGAGUAUGAGUUUGAUCACCGGAGCAGGGUAACUUUCUUCGAUAGGGAAAUUACCGAUCAAGAUGCUCCGUGCGCCGUUUGUCAGUCUCCUCGUUCGCAAUUGCUGAUGAUUCCGGGUCGCAACAAAUGCCUGGACGGAUGGACCUUAGAGUACGAGGGUUACCUCGUGGCAGGCGAUAUUUCGCAUGCGGCCGCUUCAGAGUUCAUAUGCCUGGACGCCAACCCCGAAGCACUGCCAAAUGACUCGGGAAAUACUGACGGGAAGCUAUUCUACUUUGCAGAGGCAAGAUGUGGUGGGUCCCUGAAAUGUCCACCGUACGUCGACGGGCGAGAACUGACGUGCGUUGUUUGCACGAAAUAAACAAAAGCUGUUGAUCGAUUACUGGUAUGAACCUUCAAUAUAAAGUAUCAUUAUUUUAAUGAGUUUUCAAUCUCUGGGAAUACUUACAUGUUAAUUUUCAACAUUAUAACGCAAGGCAGAAUUUAAAUAAAAUAUAUAACAUUCUUUGCUAAGAAUUACAACAUAGCCAUUUAGAAGCAUAUGUGGUAUGAAGAUGUGCUAAAUUUCAGCUUCGUAUGUCAAGCAACUCACCGCAUGCAAACGGAUAUUAUUCUGCACUAAACGAUUAACUUUUCCCCUAGUCUAUGGACACUAGUAAGAUGGAGUGGAUGGUCUACAUUAGAAACGUUUAUCUCUAAGCUACUUCUUUUUUGUCACUGUAUUAAAUAUUGGUUAUUGAUAAAAACUUUAAGUACGUUUAAUGAUUAAAAAUUAUUUUAAAGUUUUUCUUAAUUGUUGGAUUGCUUAUUCCAUCGCUGAUCCGUAUUUUUGAUAAUACUUGAUUCAACGCAUACGUAGAUAUUAUUUAGUGAUUAAACGUAUCGCUUGGACCUACCGUAAAAAACUUAUUUAUUAUUCUUAUUUUCAAAUAUAAGAAAUUUGUACAAAAUUUGACAUUCAUCAGAACAAACACCAAAAAGCCAGUUCCAUUUAUAAAGAAAUAGUAUUACAUUAAACCGUGUCUUCGUUGCUUUUUUCAGUAUACAGGCUAGCCGGGAUUUAUUCAAUUUAUUUAUUUGUUGAAUAUUUUUAUUUCUUAAAGGUGCCUUUCGUUUGCGAAUACAGUUUUAAAUGUACUGUUCUAGACGUAUGCUUAAAUGUAUUGCUUGUAAUAACAAUAUAUGUGUAGUUUUAUAUGAUAAUAUUCAUACACCGUCUCAUUUUAAUUAUUUUUAAUAAAAUGAAUGUUUAAGGAAAAGAUAACAAUACUCACUAGUAAAAAAGCAAAACGUCAUAUAG
Molecule: messenger RNA, 1873 nt
Organism: Dreissena polymorpha
Lineage: Eukaryota; Metazoa; Mollusca; Bivalvia; Myida; Dreissenidae
Exons: 2
Coding region: 53-934 (293 amino acids)
Source: RefSeq, a predicted model, not a curated record